AUGCAUACCAGGCCGCAGAAAAUCAAGAUUAGCAGAAGUGGCCCAUCGCUUAAGCGUAAGGCCAAAGCCCUUGGCGAGAAGGCGAAUGUUCUCAGUGUGCUCAUGUACCACAACGCCAUUGAUAACCGGAUGGAAAUGGAGGUACAUGUGCCUAAAGACCUGAAAAAGUUACCGGAUUUCAAUAAACUUGUCCAAAGAGCCAUCCGUGGUAAGGACCGAAAAGCUCAAGCUCACGCUCGGGCUCUUGCUACACCACAGCCAACAAGCCAAACUCGCUCACGUACUGCCGACAGCGGACCCAGCGAGGAGAGAGCUCAAGCCGUUCCGCUAUCGAUCUACGACAUCAUACCCGACGAUGACGGAGACACUGUGUUCACGAUCCAUCUUCUGCUGCAGGCCGGCAAGCGCAUCCGGGCCCCUCUUCAGGCUCAGACGCUACAGGAAGCCCGGACAGCAGAUACCAACGUUAUUCACGCAGAAGAGAAUCGAGCACGACGAUUAGAGACGGGACAGAUGAUGAUUUACUGUGUUACCAAGUCGGACAGAAUAGCGCUUCGACACGGAAAGGCGAGAUAA
Messenger RNA from Truncatella angustata, 576 nucleotides. RefSeq lists its product as uncharacterized. Bases 1 to 576 code for a protein of 191 amino acids. The transcript has 3 exons. Lineage: Eukaryota; Fungi; Ascomycota; Sordariomycetes; Amphisphaeriales; Sporocadaceae. The record is from RefSeq and is a predicted model, not a curated record.